AUGGACACAUUGAAUGCUCAGCAGAAGCAAGCUGUGCAGUUUGACCCUAGUGCUGCUUUGCAAGUCGUGGCUGGUCCAGGGACGGGGAAGACAAAAGUAUUGGUCGCUAGAGUAGCUCACUUAAUUUUACAUUAUAAUAUUCCACCACAAAAUAUUGUUGUGACUACCUUUACUAAUAAAGCUGCAAUGGAAAUGAAACAACGUUUGAGUGUUUUACUUAAAGAUCAGGACGUUUCAUUGAAUGAUUUAAUUAUUGGAACUUUUCAUAGUGUUUGUCUUCGAAUAUUAAUGAGAUUUGGUGGAAUGAUUGGUUUACCCUCAGACUGGCGUAUUUUAGAUGAUAAAGAAACGGAUAAGAUUGUUAUGGAUACCAUUCAACAAAUGCCAGAUCAAAUUAGAGAUUAUGCUACAUCUUUUAAGAGAACAAUAAAUCUAUGCAGACCCUCUAAGAAAAAUGGAGAUAAUUGGGUAGUACAUCCAAAGAUUGUUAAACGUGAAAUUUCAAGAUUGAAAUCAUCAGCCCUUCUACCUGAAGAAUAUAUACAACAAUCUACACAUGAUGAAGCUCUCGCUUAUUGUUAUUCAAAUUACCAAACCCAAAUGAAUGCAUUGAAUGGGCUCGAUUUUGAUGAUUUAUUAAUGUACACUUUCCGUUUACUUUGUAAACAUAGAUGUUUACCCCAGAUUCAACAUGUACUUGUAGAUGAGUUCCAAGAUACAAAUAGUAUUCAAAUGGAUUUGAUGUUUUUACUGGCAAAAGGUAAUCAUCAUUUAUCAAGAGGUAUCACGGUGGUUGGUGAUCCAGAUCAAAGUAUAUAUGCAUUUAGAAAUGCUCUUGCUUAUAAUUUCCAACAGAUGGCUAACAAAUGUCCGUUACCUUGUUCCCAAGUCAUCCUUGUGGAAAAUUAUAGAUCAUCACAACGGAUACUUGAUACAAGUGAAACUUUAAUUAAUCAACAACAGCAUGGCAGACAACAAAGAUUGCCUUUAAGGGCACAGUUCGAUUGUGAUUUCCCUCCUGUCUACACAAAUUUCCCUGUUAGUUUUAUACAGGGCCCAUCCUUGGCCAAAGAAUUACUUUAUUUGAAAGCGUUACCAAAUUUGUUUACAUACGAUAGUUUUGCUAUAUUAGUACGACAACGUAGACAGAUCAAAUCAAUUGAAACGGCUUUGAUAGAACACCGAAUACCUUAUAAAAUUGUCAAAGGACAUGCAUUUUGGGAAUUGAAAGAGAUUACCUCUAUGUUGAAUCUAUUAAAUUGUAUAUAUUCUGAUAAUGAUUCAAAUGCAAUUGUCUCAGCUUUGACAUAUCCUGCAAGAGGAUUUGGCCAAACAUCAGCUUCCAAGAUGCUAUCAUUAAUGAAGGACAAACAGGUUAAUGAAUCAAUGUCUGCAAUGGAAACUUUAAGAGAAGUUUCGGCUGGAAAACAUAACCUUGGAAUGAAUGCCAAAGCAAAAUCAGUGAUUAACAAAUUUAUUAAUAUGAUCCAAUCUUGUAGAGAGAAAUUUCAGAAUACAUCAUCUAUGGCUACAACUUUAUCAGAGAUUUUUGAUAGUUUAUACAAGAUGUCAGAUAUGGAGAAUGAAUAUUUGACCCAAGACGGUAAAGAGAACCGUAAUAAUAAAGAAAAUAGUGCUAAUAGUAAUAAAGAUGCUAAUUUAGAUAACCCUAGACAUAAAAAUAUUCAACUUCUAAAAAAUUAUUUUUUGGAAACCAAAGAAGUUGAGCAAUUACCUACUGAUACUCAAUAUUCACUACCGAGAGAUGAUAGUCAAAAGGACUCUCCUAUUAUUGAACAUAUUCGAACUUUCUUCAACUCUUUAUCAUUAUUCACUGCCGAUAAUAUAAGCGACAGUGAUAAACAGGAUUCAAGAUUAAAGGAAGGUGCAGUUACAAUUUCUACGAUACAUGGUUCCAAAGGUUUAGAAUGGCCGGUCGUUUUCAUUCCAGGCUGUAUUGAGGGGAUCAUCCCAAGUAUUUUUCAGUCAGAUAAUAAAGAAGACUCUGACUCCGAUAGUUCUACAGGAGGCGACACUAGUAAUGAUAAGAAUUCGAAAAGACCAACUAACGCAGAUGAGAGUUUGGAUGAAGAGAGACGUAUGUUUUUCGUAGCCCAAACUCGUGCCAAAUAUUUGUUAUAUCUUUCUUCAGUUGAAGAGUCGAAUAGUCCCAUGUUUGGUGGGCCAAGCCGAUUUUUCACUCCAGAGGUAAUGAAAACUUUGACCGAUGAACAGAAAGCUUUGGAUUCAAUAUCAAACAUUAAUAAAUUGUAUCGUGCAAUAAGUGCAAAACCAGAGAAGUUAAAUGAGAAUUUUUCUUUUCAUACAUUAGUAAAAGAUUAUUCAAAAUUUGUUGAGAAUAGAAGAGAGUCGAUGAUUUGGGGAGGUAAUGUUUUAAGAAAUCUAGCUUCAUUAGAUCUAUCACGAAAUAAAUUAUCGAUGGCAACCCCGAUGUCUAGUUUCACUACUGCAGCCGCAGCCUUAAAGAUUGAAACUAAUAAUAAAAAGCAAUAUGCACCAUCAUAUUCGCCAACUAGAAGAACUCAAGGAGAAAGAUCAUUGCAAUUAAGUCCCAUAAGAAAAUGUGCCCCAACAAAUAAUAUAAACCGUUCACCAUCUCCAAAACGCCAAUUUGCACCACCUACGAGAGCUCCAGAAUCUCCAACAAAGAGAUUUGCACCACCACCGCAGUGGAAUAAUAAUGUUCGAAACCCUUCAGCCACAGGUCAAACUUCUCUACUAGAAUCUUCAUUUUCUAAAUCUUCCUUGGAGGAAAGAGUUUCGGACAGAGCAGGUUCCCAAUUUAGAAGAAAUGCGAGAAGAAUAACUUCUACGCCAAUUCAAUUAUCAGAAGUAACUGUUAGCCCUAUUAAUAACGAAGUACCGCCUCCAAGGUCUAAGUUUGAAGAUACCACUGCAGCUGAAAUCUUGCAUAACCCUGAUGAUUUAACAGUAGAUAAUAGACCUAUAAUAUCAAAUGCAAGAAAUCUUGCAAACGCUAUUAGAAAUCCAAUAUCGAAGGAAAAAACAACAAAGAAAAAGAAGGCAGCUGUAAAGAAAGAACCAUCAAAGAAUUCUGCAUCGUUGAAAUGUAAAACAUCUGUUAAGAAAGAGCCCAUAAAGGUUAAGCCAACUGUAAAGAAGGAAUCUGAGAACGAUCUGAAGUCUACCAAAAGCAGAAAAAGGGUUAAAGUAGUAGACCCUUCUUCCAGAGUCAAAAAGGAGGUAUCCUCAACCCAGGUCGAUAUCUUCUCACAAUUAGCUAACGCUAAAAAGAAGGCAAAAAUUGACAAAAGUGAAAUUAUCAUUUUAGAUGAUUAA
This is a messenger RNA of Maudiozyma saulgeensis, 3321 nucleotides long. Lineage: Eukaryota; Fungi; Ascomycota; Saccharomycetes; Saccharomycetales; Saccharomycetaceae. The record is from the annotation of a GenBank genome assembly.